Molecule: messenger RNA, 1851 nt
Organism: Priapulus caudatus
Lineage: Eukaryota; Metazoa; Priapulida; Priapulimorpha; Priapulimorphida; Priapulidae
Product: symplekin-like
Exons: 17
Cellular component (GO): mRNA cleavage and polyadenylation specificity factor complex
Source: RefSeq, a predicted model, not a curated record
AUGCGGGCUCGGGUCAGACAGACGCAGCCUGCGACACGUCGCGUCGCGCGUCUACUGGGCACGCAGCUCGUACACGCGGGCUACGGGGUCGGACAGACGCAGCCUGCGGCGUCACAGGCAGAGGGCGCCACCGAUGAAGCGGGAAAGUCAUCCAAACACACGAUUCAGACGGUCGUUGGCGGCUCCAUCGAACUGAAGCAGAAGAAGACGCUGCUGCCCUCUAUGCCGAAGAAAGCGAAGAAGAUGAUCACGCAGUUUCGUCUGCAGGACGUCACCAAGGCGCUGACUGCCGACCAGCAACGCACGAUGGCUGCCGAUUGCAUCAAACGCAUCGUCAUGUCAGAGAAGUGCGCCAUCAACGGUGGAGCGAACCUGUCAAGGAUCAAGGUUCUGGCCAGUUUGGUGACGCAGUUUGGAGGCGAGCUCAAGCAAUUGUUGCUGGACUUCAUCUUUUCGGACGUGCGGCAGCGUGUUGACCUCAUGCUCUCCUGGCUCUACCAGGAGUACGCAGAGUUCCAGGGCUUCACCUCGACGAUGGGCGAACACAGCAAGGGUGACCCCGCCCACUACAACCACUGCCUCGUCAGUCUCCUGCAGGGUCUCCUCAGCAAGCACGAGGGCAAAGACAGAGUGAGUGCGUUCGUUAACCGGCCGGCGGCGGUGACGGUGGUGACGCAGCGUGGACAGAGGACAGCAUCAAGCUGUGUCUGUACCUGUGUCCGCUACAUGUCCACUGAUCUGUCCUUACAUGGUCUACUUACAGCGGCCGGCGGCGGUGACGGUGGUGACGCAGCGUGGACAGAGGAUAGCAUCAAGCUUUGUCUGUACCUGGUGCUGGCACUGCUGCCUGACAACCACGCUCUCAUCCACGAGCUAGCAGCAGUCUACACGGCGGCGGUCGCUGACAUCAAACGCACCAUACUGAGAGUGCUUGAAGCUCCGGUGAAGGGCAUGGGCAUGAAUUCUCCGGAGCUGCUGCUAUUGGUGGAGAAUUGUCCGAAGGGAGCGGAGACCCUGGUCACCCGCAUCAUCCACAUCCUCACCGAUAAAUCGCCCCCGUCGCAGCAGCUGGUGGAGCGUGUGCGAGACCUCUAUCACAAGCGUGUAUCUGAUGUCAGGUUCCUCAUCCCCGUCCUUACGGGCCUCUCAAAGAGAGAGGUGAUAGCGGCACUGCCUAAGCUGAUACGCCUGAACCCAAACGUAGUAAAGGAAGUGUUCAACCGACUACUGGGUGUAAAUGUUGAGGCUGGAUCAGGCCCGCUGUCUCCUGCAGAGCUGCUGGUGGCACUACACAUGAUAGAUCCAACCAAGGUCGACAUGAAGUGCAUCAUCAAAGCGAGCGGGCCAUGUGUUUCGCAGGAAGAGGAAGUCUAUACACCAGGAGGAGGCCGCUGCCGACGCGCCAUGCGCACCGUCAUACAAGUGCUCUCGCUCAGGCGUCUACCCGCGCCUCAUAGGCUCGUCAUGAACACCCUGCACCGCCUCAUAGAGAGACAGGUGUGGAAGCAAAAGAAGGUGUGGGUGGGAUUCGUAAAGUGCUGCCAGCAGACGAUGCCACAGUCGCUGCAGGUGCUGCUGGAACUGCCAGCAGAGCAGCUAGCUGACGUGUUCAAGAUCAGCCCUGAGGUGCGGCUGCCGCUGCUGCGCCACGUCCAGUCAUUCACCGACCACCAGCGAGACCACCUCAACAAGGACAUCGUCAAGGUUCUAGAGAAGGAGCCGGUCAAGGUCGAACCGCACCCAGAGAAGCUCGUCGUCGUCAUGGCAACAGAGGGCGCCGCUGACGUGAAGCUGCCGGGAGUCGUGGCGGUGUCGGCAGCCGACGUCGUCCUCGUGAAGCAGGAGGCGAAG